Messenger RNA from Echinostoma caproni, 1293 nucleotides. Lineage: Eukaryota; Metazoa; Platyhelminthes; Trematoda; Plagiorchiida; Echinostomatidae. The record is from the annotation of a GenBank genome assembly.
GGUCGUUCGCUUCAACCUCAUUUGGUUUUCGCUUCCCGCUUGCUCUCCGGAUCCACCUACGAAUCACUAUCUGAACCGAUCCGUCGCCCCCAUGGCGAUCAACGCACUGACCAACAGUCAUCUCAUUUCGGUCCUUUUGCCAUCGGCGCUGGUUUCGGUUUGCUCUGGUGGUAUCUGUUUCCAAAUGAAAAGUUCGAAUCAUCACCCACCUUCCCACUCACUGUCUACUGUGCUGAGAAGGUGAAACCACAACCGUCCAAGGAGAGGCUGUCCGCCAUUCGUUCAUUGGAUGUGGUAGCCGAUGUCGCUCAAGAAGUGCAACCCGCUGUUGUGUCUAUCACCAGUAGAGAUAAAGGAUUCCUUUCACGCCAUAUACAAUCUUCCGGUUCGGGAUUUAUUAUUGAUGACUCUGGACACGUAAUUACUAAUGCACAUGUUGUGGGUUAUCGAUCAGAUGUGUUUGUGCAUUUAUCCGAUGGACGUUCCUAUCCGGGUCGUGUUUUAGCCGUGGACGUCUCUUCUGACUUGGCUCUUAUUCAAUUAGAUGUCAAACCUGAAACUGCUCGCUCUCUACCUCAGCUGCCGCUUGCACGAGACCUGAAAUCUGUGCGCCCUGGUCAUUUCGUGCUCGCUUUGGGCAGCCCGUUGAUGCUGGCUAACAGUGUGACUGUGGGCGUGGUUUCCGCGUUGGACCGAGAUCUGGGGCAUUCCGAAGGAUUGAAAUAUAUACAAACUGAUGCUAUCAUUACCGUAGGUAACUCCGGUGGUCCAUUGGUGAACCUUUACGGGGAGGUAAUUGGUGUUAACUCUAUGAUUGCGGGUAUCGGAGUGGGGUUUGCCAUCCCGGUCGAUCAAGUACGCAAAUUUUCGGAACUGGCGUUGCAGGCAUCCCAGCGUGCUGAAAAAUCUGCUCACGGUACUCCUGAGGUAGCUGGUGACUCGUACAUAUUGACGGAAUCUGGAUCACCACCUCGUGGGGCACCACAACGUCGAUAUCUCGGUCUAGUUAUGCGAACUCUAACUCCUGAGUUAGCCUUUGAAUUGGCCUCACGUGGUGGACCACAAUUUCUUGAAAUCACUGAAGGUGUCCUCAUUCACGCCAUUUUGCGUAACUCCCCAGCUCAGAAAGCCGGUCUUAGGGCCGGAGAUGUAAUCGUUGCUAUUGAUGGACUACCUAUAACAAAUGCACAACAAGUUUACGCUGCGGCGGAGAAUCGAGAUGAGCUCACGAUUACCAUCAUUCGACGCGGUCAGCGUCUCACUAUCAGUGGUGUGAGAACAGAGAAAGUUUGA